CUCGGCUCUGAUUAACCUGAUGAGCUUAAAGUCUUAUAUGUAAAUGCGUGUGUGUGUGUGUGUGUGUGUGUGUGUGUAAUGCACUUUACAUGACCAUCUGUGUGUGGUAAAGAAGAGAGAGGGAAGAACCCCCCCCGCCCCUCAAUCUGUCUUAUCCUCUCAUCUCCUCAGCAGUGCAAGCCCUGGCAGUCGGCUCACUCCACGAGUUGCAGGUGUCGUUCCUGCUCCAUUUCACCACUAAACUCUGAGGAGGAGCCUUGAAAUGACUGAAGAAACUAACACAUGAUGCUGGACGGAGAAUUCUAGAGGACCUACGCUCCGACUACAGAGAUUACUUAUGGAUUUACACUUUGGUGUUCGCUUUUUCUCCUGACUCGCUUUUCUUUAAAGAAAGAGAACUUUUACAUUUUCCUUGAGUGACGUUAAAUUAAAAAAUGGGCUGUUCUCCAUCCAAAGGAAAGUUCUUUUCAAAGCCAGAAGGCCCAGGACUUCACAAGGCUCUGCUGGCUGAACCAUCACAGCACAACGUUGAUUCUAGACCUGUACAGGAGGUGAACAAAUGUUUGGACACCGAUGAGAAAGAGAAUGAACUUCCACUACCCACUGAAGAAAAUCCUGCUAAAGAUACUGAAUGGUCUCAGCUGGCCUGCGACACAGCUGCCCAAAAUACAGAGGGCGUUCCAGAAACAGGGGAGAAUGUGGUCCCCCAAGAAACAGUCAGCGAGGUCGUACAGACAGAGAAAAUCAAAAAGACAGAGAAAAGAAAGAAAAAUAAAGGCAAGAAGAGGUCUGCUGAGAAGCUGAGGAAGUCCUCUAUCAUUCAGACAAAGGUUGACCUCCCUCCACACAUGGUGAGGGCUCACCAGGCAGCCUAUGCCUUUCUGAACCCUAAUAUCUCCAAAUAUGAAACCCUGCUGGGCCUCCUGGACCAGUCUGCCCAGACGCAGUUGUCCCUCCAGCCCAUGAUGUCUGCUUUGGUGUUGCGCUUUGAGGAGAUCAACCAGGCUCUGGAGGAGAUGGCUGAGGAGGGGGAGCUGAUGAUGAAGGAGCACGGGGACUACAUGGCCUUGCCUUCUGGGAUGAUGGGCCCAGCUGUUAUGCUAGCUAAACUUAGCAACAACACUGACACGGCCAACUGCCCGGAUCCACCCCCAGAUCUUCUGCAGCGACUGCUCCAGCAUUCGACAGAGAAAAUGAGGCUUGUGGGAGGCUCGGUUCAGGCGCUGGGCGACACCACACUGGAGGAGGCUGUGGAAUAUUUUUCUUCCCUCUCUAAACUGCUGGUUGAGAAGCUGCAGGCCAAGCAGGCGGCAGAGCAGAGGCUGGCUCUUGUGCUGGCACAGGUGGAGGGAGCUGCCAUGAGGAAGUCUAACCCCGAGGAUUCGGCGCUGCACAGUGAAGACAGCGGUAUUGGGGGAGAGAAUGAAAGUCUGACGGGGUCUGAGAGGCACCGCCGCCACCGCGGGAGUUCUGGAUCUGGAAGUUGUGGGUCUGGAGUCAACAUUCGUAAUUUACCAAGCCUUGUGGGUCAUAACGAAGAUGAUGAAGAGGACGAGGAGGAGGACGAUGAUGAUGAUGAUGAAGAAGAGUAUGAGGAUGAUGAUGGUGAUAGGCCUGGAAGAAAGAGGUCAAACUCUUCCCCACCAGAUCCCAGUCAACCUCUUCUCUACAUGCAUGAAAGUUACAAACAGGACCGGCAGCCUGCAGUUAAACGUCCCCUGACCGCCAUCACCGCGAACAAGCCCGAACACUCCUCCUCCUCCAGAUGUGUGAACAUAGUGAUGGAGCUUCAGAAGAGCCAGAGAGACUUGAAUCAGCAAAUGAAAAAGAUGGCUGAAAUCCGAGGAAACAGAGCGUUAGUGGGGCCUCAUUAUAAUCUGUAUAGAGCUGGACUAAGACGGCAUUCAUUAAGUGGAUCAGCAGGUGCACAAAGAGGCCCCAUGAGAACAAAUCAAUCACCUUGUAGCUUACCAAUGUUAGCACCCCAACCACCCAGGCGCCCCUCUGUCAGAAGGCUAAUAAAUACCUUUAGCCAUGGGGUCGAUGGUAGACCAGGGCAGAGUCUUGCUAAUAUUCCACCUCAUAUCAGGAGGCCCAGGAAAAGUCUGGUAUCUGACACAGUAAAUGGGAAUGAGGGGGGUUUAGUCGUCAAUGGCAACAACAACAACAACAGCUGGCCUGACGGCAGGGACGACCUCGACGUAGACAACCUACCACCUCCACCCCCAGAGGUUCUGAUGGACAACUCCUUCCAGAGAACUGAGGGAUUACCGGGUCAUGAGGAAGAUUCGGCUCGGAGUCUCCCAAUGAUAAACCAAAGAACUGGAGUCUCCCAGCGCCUGAGGACAUCUGUGCAGAAUGUAGAGGUGCUGCCAAACCGAGCCAGCAUGAGGCCAAAAUCCAACAGUAUCUCAUCUGCCCGUCCUGUCAGGCAGGAUGCUGUUAUGGGGGCACAAGAUGCAGAGCAGCAACCAGAAACUGAUGUGGAUCCAGACCUGGAGAAGGCUAACUGUCUCUACCAGCAGGCACGCAAGAUCAUUCACCUGCGCAAUGCAGCAGAAUCUCUUGACAAGAGAACUAAUGCAGACCUGAGUGGCCAAGGGCCUUCAACCCUUCAAGCCAGAACAGGCCAGAGGUGUGAAAGCAUUGACUUUUGUGAAGGUGAGAUGUCCUCUUGCACCCCGCCUGUGACAGCACCACCCGUCUCUAGAGUCCGCUUACCCCCGUCUUGCCCCUCCGUGCGCCACAGAUUUCCAAGCCCUCCUGUGUUCAGACCUCAGUCCACCUCUAAGCCCUCAUCUCGUCCAAGUUCUCCAAGAACUGUAACACGUGCCACAGAUAACAACACUGAGGAGAUUGUGCCAUCUGUGUCCUUCAAAGACGCCCGUUCAGUCUUCUGUCGAAACGAGUCACACCACUCUCAGACCAGCCUCUCCUCUGGAAGACCGUGGGGAGAGGUCUCCAGAGGCAGGCUGCCCUCAAGAGGGACAGACAACUCUACCCGUCGCACCCAGUCAGAGCAGAGACCCGGUUUGACUUCCCAUUCCGAAUUUUCCAAAGAUGGCAGCUCAGCUUCUGCUCAGGCCAAGGGAAGUGAGCCGGUCUCUACAACAUACAGGCCGGGAAGCCCUCUGAUGACGGGAGAAAACACCCAGUCGGAUCCAAGCACUGCUGACACAACGGCCUAGAACCCAGACGUGAUUGGCCAGGGUUUCUAAAGUGAAACAUCAUGUGGGAAGAGAAUGGAGAAAGGGAUUAUGGAUUAGCAGGAUUCUCAAGUUUAGCCCCUUUCUCUUUUCUCUCCUGUCCUAACAAACAAGUCUUAUUCCAAAAGUGGGUUUUAGAUGUUUUAUAUUAAUUCAAGUGGUUAUUAAGGCCUGAACAUUUUUCUCUGAUUGACUUCUGAAGGCAUUAUUAUUAUCUGUCUUUCAGUUUUAGAGGCAUAUUUAAUCUAUACUGAAUGUAAAAUCUAUAAUCUACAUUGAAUUUGUCCAAAGUUAAAUAUACAUGUAAAAAUGUUGCUAUGGCAACCAUUGGCAACCCUAAAUGUCCAUUUAGUUCACUGUCGAGGCUAAGAGCUUGGGAUUUGGACGUUCUAUUGGCUGCUAUAACCAAAAUUGAAGUGUACGCCUUUCAGUUAAAUAAUUAUUCAUUUUAACUUUUUUUUCUUUAUUUUGUCUUUGGAUGGUUUGUAAUAGCUUCGUAUCUGUGUUAACAUGUUUUCUACCUGGAUUGUGUCGCAAUAAAAGAGA
This is a messenger RNA of Seriola aureovittata, 3752 nucleotides long. RefSeq names its product photoreceptor cilium actin regulator-like. The transcript is spliced from 2 exons. Lineage: Eukaryota; Metazoa; Chordata; Actinopteri; Carangiformes; Carangidae. The record is from RefSeq and is a predicted model, not a curated record. Bases 435 to 3188 code for a protein of 917 amino acids.